AUGAAGCAAGAGAUCAAUGGACUGCAGCGAGGGCUCCGUCAGCUUCAGCUAGAGAUUCAUAGAGAAGAAGAGGAGUUUAAGGUGAUUGUAAACGAGAUCAACACCACACGCGAAGGACCGCACCGCAAGUUGCUCAGAGAAAUGGGUGAUUCAGCCACCGUGGUUCUAAUGUCACUGCAUGAGACCUUAAUAACAUUGAUCCACGAAGCUAGAAUCGCUUUCGGCACCCUACUUAGGCUGCAUGUUGAUCAAUCCGCGAUCGAAGACCAGACCAUGUUCGAGCUCGAGACAAACCUUAGUCCCGAAGUCGGCAUAUCAUUGCCGAUGUACUACGCUUUCUACUAUCAGCCGUUAUUCCGACUUUUCGGUCCCCUAAAUUUGGAGCCGGAGGUCUAUUCUCGCACAAAGAUGAACGGAUGGAUUCAUGGAAUGCGUCCGACUCCUGAUGAUCCCCACAAAUUUUCGCCUGAGGCUCGUGCACUCAUUGAUUUGGUCAACAACGGGAACGAGCUUCUCUGGACCAUGAAUACUUUGGUAGCAGGCCUCAAUGCUUGUCUCACCCCAGAAAAUGCAGUACUGGUAUUGAGUACAGCUUUUAGCAUGCGUCAAUUCUUUGAGAAGGGCUCUCAACCAACGGAGCUUCAGAGGCCUCGGUAUGCGCUCGAUUGUACCAUAGGGAAGCGACUGGCAGAGGACUUCACUCUCAUAUCUCAUCUGGCAGAUAGAUGCGGUCUGCAAGAGGAGACGAGCAGGUCUUUUGCGUCCUCUUCAGUCACGCGAUCACACGUAACACAAGAAUUGGGGCUGUCGGCAAACAGAGACAGGGCCGACCCUCCUCUGGCCUUGGUCGCGUUGAUCUCACAGACCUUGCCUUGGACAGUCAAGCUAAUUUCUGGAGGCGAACCUCAUUCUAUGCAUCACGCACUCUUCGUCUACUGCCGCAGUCGCAGCGUUUUGCAAGUACAUUCAUCGGCAACAAUUGUAAAUCAAUUUGUGAACGCCAUCCAGUCGACUGGAAUUCCGAUUUCUGUGGAAGAGGGAGCUUUCCGGGAAUGGCAACGAUUCAGGGCACCUGGGCAGAAACAGCGAAGAACAGAUACUCUUGAGCAACCACAGGCUUCCACGGCCAUUUUAACCGAUCCGUAUGUGCGUCAGCUGAAACGUGAAUACAGUCCGUCAAUGACACCGUCUGCGGCGUUUGCAGACCCUUCCACUGAGCUCGACAUCGAUCUCCUUCACCACUACCAGAUUCUAAAUGCGUGCCAUGAGAACAUAUCCGAAAAACCUGGUAGUAAUCCAAUUGACGUGGCGAAGACCAGAGCCGACGCUGGACAACCGAGCCGCAUCGACGAGAAAGCCGUGGACCCCGAAGAUCGCUCCGACAGGGCCGGCGCGGCCUCUCCCGAUCCAGAGCCGCACCCAUCGCGGACGAUGACCGUGCGGCGGAUACUAGAGAUGUACGAUGGGCUCCGCACCCGGCCUCGAGAUGCCGACGGACGACGCGGGCGAUUCCGUAGGGUCGUCGUCGAGUCGACACGCGCUGUUGUAUGGUGCGUUACCUCUUCGAGUUGUAAUGCUCGCCCGUCCCGGAGGGAUGGCUCGACACCGCCGGCUCCUGCUCGAACAUUCGUUUUUUCGAGGAGCGAAGAAUGGGUUCGAGAGGCGUCUGUCCUCGCAUGGCGAUUUUCGAACUGA
Letharia columbiana is the source of this 1695-nucleotide messenger RNA. RefSeq lists its product as uncharacterized. Lineage: Eukaryota; Fungi; Ascomycota; Lecanoromycetes; Lecanorales; Parmeliaceae. The record is from RefSeq and is a predicted model, not a curated record. The coding region runs from base 1 to 1695 and encodes 564 amino acids. The transcript has 4 exons.